AUGUGGAUAAAAACACGGUUGGUACUUUACCUGUUAUUGCCAUCCAUCGGCUUUUCGGCUGCGUUCGAGAUAGACUUCCUUGGUGUGACUCUUUUGAAUGAACUCAAAGCUAACAGUACUCCACCAACCCCACCUUAUCCUGGUUUACGUGUAGAGUUCAGUUCACCAGAACCACCACCAGACUCAGUUGUUAUCUCUUGGAUGGAAAACCCGCCUUAUGUCACGUUUGACGAAGAGCCAUUAGAAAAGAGUGAAAAUAUAACAAGAUUGGCCUCGUCACAGCCAGGAGAAGCAAUGAACGCAACGAACGAUAGCAGUGGUAUUAACCAAGAAAGUAAACAGGAAAACAAAGACGAAGACGGCAAUCCGACUGGAUUCAGAGUGACAGGCAUCUUUCAGGAAAUUGUGUCCAAGGGACUUCAGAUUUGCCUACCCGUUACUAAAAUCAACUUCAUGAAAAAAGCUGGUAAUCUACAACAGCUUGAUAAAAUCAUUGUGAAAAACGAAGCAGAUCUGGCGCUACCCGUGCAAGGAAGCGGAGAUGGUUCUUACGGAGGGCAUACGUACGUAGAGGUCUUGAAAUCGCCAGGUGUUGUUUUCAUAGUAGAUAAACAGCAAACAUCAAAACAUUUACGAAACCGCGUCUUACAAGCCAUGAAAGAUACCUGGCCUGUUAUUAUUUUAACCUUACUUUUGGCAGGAUUUGCUGGGAUUUUGAUCUGGGGACUGGUAAGUGUGCAUAAUUUUGAUAACUGAAAAAAUAAUCCAGAGAGAUUUUAUUUACUUCGGUAAACGGAAGGUAAAUAUGUUAAUUUAUGGUGGUUAUAUGGAGAGAAAAGCCCCUUUGGAGUCUUUUAUCUUGUAUUGUAAUAGUGGAUGGAGGACUUGUCAAAUUCGGUUAUUCUAUAGACUAGGUAUUAAAUUUGCAAAUCAUGAAUAGUUGGGGAAACAAAUUUGACGAGACACGUGAGGCAAAUCUCUUUAGUACCGUAGCCGAUUGUAAAACUGUUUUCACAACAGGAUCUUUAGUUAUAAUCAUGGUUUAUGUUGCAGAGACGAAAAUCUAAAGCGACAGAAAUUAAAAAGAAGUCAUUUUAAGAGAUGAAACCAAUUAUUCUGGAUUUAGCUGAAGCUUUCAGUUCGCCGACUUCCGCAUCUAAGGAUUAGGAAUUUAAAUCGAUUAUAGUGGCCCUUAAAGAGCUACCUUUAAAAUUUGAAUUGACAAGUGUUACCGGUUAAAGAAGUUAAAGACUGGUUUCCUUGAGUAAGCUUUAGAUUUAGCCACCAAUUUCGGGGCAUCCUUAAAAGACUAAUUUGAAAAAAGAAACUAAUAAAACGCGUUGUUUACAGUGAGCUAACUGAGCCAAGGGCGACGGCUUCAACCAAGAGUUCCUUUCUUAAGCCCUUUCGUAUUGACUUCUUGAGAGAAAUGCGCAGAAACUGAGAAUCGUGAUUCUAAGUUAAGCUAAAAUAUUGCUUUUUUCACCGAACUGAAUACUGAUACGAAACCAAUAUCGUUCUCCGCUAUUUAUACUUAACGACUGGGUCACAAACGUUUUUCAAGCGUAUGAAAACGAACACUGUCGACUAGUCGGCGCCGCUUGGUUCGUUUAAGUUUAGGUGCGUUUAAAAACGCAUAUUUUCCAUUGCACCUGUUAAAUCAAUACUAGAAUAAUAGUUUUAUAUUAUAUUGUUUCCUUAAUUUCAGCUAGUACUUAAGAGCACGUUUUGUUCAUCUGGGAAUCGUAAUGUUUAAACUUAUCGAACGACCUUUUUAAAUAACAAUUUUGCAAUGGUACUUCCUCCCUCUCUCUCUCUCUCUCUUUUUUUUAUUUACAAUAUUUCUUUUUAUUCUCUUCCCCCAAUCUUCAAUAUUUCCCAAAUGCAUCGCCUUCAGACUGAUAUUGCUCCUACCCAGAACAAAACUCGUUCAUCUGAAAAAAAAAAAAAAAAAAAAAAACCAGACUGAAAUGGUAUUACACACUCUUCAGCAAGAACUUAUAGAUUAUAUGUCUCGCUGGAUUUUUAAAAACGUUACUUCCAAACAGACUUCUUUCGUUACUAAUAUAAAUACUGUCCGAUGCUCGAGGAACGCAUGUUAGCUCCAAAGCCAAAACAAGCCAACUGCUACAAUCUUUAAAAAACAAGGGAACCGGAAGAGCGUGUCAACAGCGUGUCCUUGAAGUGAAAAUGGGGAAUUUUACUUCUCUGGUUUUUGGUACGAAUCACGGAAUGGGAGCUGAAUGUUAGUUAUUUCGAUUCUGAAAAACCUAGCUGACAAGCUAUCACGAAAGGAUGGGGAGCCUUACGUUUCAGUAAUGACAUGGUUAAGAACACUCUUGUCUUUUCCAAGUUCCUUUUACUGUUUUUCGCAUAAAUUAAGAACUCUUUAAAGAUGAAGUUGUAUUUUAAUGCAAUACAGUAGAACCCCGGUAACUCGAACUCUGAAGGGACACGAAAAACAGAUUGAAUCUUCAACUUACCAUGUUUUAUAGUUUACUUGUAUCUCAGCACAUCAAUAUACAGCAGAGUGCAAAUUAAGUGACUCAUCAGAAAUUGUAACACGCUUAGGCAUUUUUAUGAUAAUACAUGGAAAUGGAUGACUGCAAAAGCGUGAUCUGUUCGUUGCACUGAUUAAUCUCGCUUGCGUAAGCAACGAUACUCAUAAUCUGCAAUGCAUUUUUCGCCCCGGGGGGUACCUCCCUUAUAUAGGCUAUAUAGGUAUGUGAGGCGCCAAAGGGUAUGGUUUUUUUAGCCGUUUUGGUCUGAAAUAAAGUAUCAAUUAAUUUCGACCAUUUUGGUCUGAGAUACGAUAUGGUUUUUGCACUCCAGUCUUGAAUUGGGUAUGUUUUUUUAGAAGAAGCUACUUCUUCAUCAUUUAGUUUUGAUAAGACAUUUCAUUUCUUCAUCAUCGUUUUCGUCGUAUAGGGGGUAAUUGUGCCAGGCGUUCCGUGCGGAGACCUUGGAGGCUGGGACUCAGACUCGUUGCGUGAUCGAAGCCACGCAUGUUUAGGAAAGAUUAAAUAUAGAGCUUUUCCGAAACGUGCCGGUCCACGAAUUCUAUCGCUUGAAAGCGUUGAUUACUUUGGAACAAGUGAACACUACUGAGUAGUCGGAAAAAAAAAUCUUAAUUGGCAAAACUGCGAUGGUCGAGUGUUGUAAACUUUCAUUGUACGCAAACGGUCAUGUGAUGGGCAUACGAUUCAUUUUCGGCGAUGAUUGAAAUGACGUGCCAUGUAAAUUACUUUUUUGAUCUCUGGCAGUGAUGUAAUUUCUCUGGAAUCGAGGCCCUUGAAUUUUGGUUUUUCGGGAAUGGGACUUAGUUCGAUUUAGCGGGGAGUUCGAAUUAUCCGAAUUCGAGUUACCGGGGUCCUACUGUAGUUAGGAAGCGAACUAAAAAAUUUUUAAUUUUCUUCCAAAUUUUACACUGUGAAAAGCUUGAUGCAUUGGAAAAAUAUUUAAUUUGACAUUUUCUGUAAAUAUAGGGUUCUUUAAAUUUUAUACAAAUUAUUUACUUUAACUUCCAGGAUACAUCUAAAAAUCCUGAUCACUUUCCAGGCUCUUUCACACGAGGCGUGAUGGAGGGAAUUUGGUGGUCUUUCGUGAGCAUGACAACAGUUGGGUAAGAAUAGUUAAGCACGAUGCCUGGCUUCAUUUAAGUCGUGUAAUUCUUGACUAUCGCUAUGACCAAUUGCUUAUGUCUUAUAUAAAUCCAGAUCCAGCUUACUGGUCCGUAAUUGCACCCUUAGGCAUGUCCAAACUCAACAUGCUUAAAACUGGUUUAUUCCAAGUACUACCACGGAUAGUCUGUUGUUUAUUUCCGAUAGUCAGAAAUAAUAACUGAACGGAAGUGGGACGAAAUACGGAAGGGUAAGGGAAAAAUCACAAACAAAAAUAAAAAGCUAUUUAAAAGUAAUGGUUUUAACUCUUUUUGAAGUAAUAUAAGAGAGGCGGUUUUUGAAAGGGCUCACGUAAACGUGAAAGUUAAGCAACGUUCAACUUUUACGUUUACUCGCGACCUUCCAUACCUGACCUCUGUUUCAUGAAUCCAGAGGACCCCCCUCUAUAACCUCAACACCGCUCGUGCUAUGCCCACCAAAAUUACACUGAACAAUGUACGCAUCAUUGCCAACGUUUGGGGAUAACUCGAUCAACGCAAUAAUGUAAUUAUAACGUCAUAUUGUUGAAUUUAUAGGCAGAAUCCAAUUUUCCCUCGAAGUAGACAUAAAGCCGAAAAAAUACUUAGAGUAAGGUGAAAGUCAAGAAGUUGGCUAAAAUAUAAAUAACCUUUAACAAAAGCAGUUAUGCCAUGAUGUCGACGUCAUUUAUACCAAAAUAGGAACUGGAAGUAUCCGCCAUCUUGGAUCCGCCAUUUCGAGUUAACAUUGAAUGUAUUUCAGUUUGCUUGCAUAUAAAUCGAGGGAUGUUUAAGAGAAAACUUGAUCUGAGUAUGAAAGAAUGCCAAGGAAGCAAAAUAACUGCACAAUGUGCAAUUCCGAGAGAACUAAGCGCUGUUGAAAAUUAAACUUACCAUCUCUGGCAUUUGGUCGUAUUAACUCAUGUUUUUUUUCAAACUAGUCACAAAAAGCUUGGAUUUCCUCAACAGUGACAAUAACUUUGAUAAAAUAAUAAUAAUUUAAGUGUAAUAUAAUAAUUGCAUUGGGAAAAGUAGAUUUAAAAUCUAUUUUUAAGAAAAAAAUCUGUAAAUUUUGAAAAGACGUGGAUGCCAAAACUUGCUUGCCAUUGUAACGUCACAACUACUUUAAAAUGUUCCCAAGGUAAUUUUAGUAAAGGUCGAUAAGUUUUGUGGUCACUGCUUGAGCGAUUUUGAAGUUAUUCAAGUUUUUUCGCGACCCCCGCCCCGGUCUGAAUAGGGUUAACUGUUGCCUCCAAAGAAAAUAUUGGAAAGGUUCUUAACGUUAUAAGUGCCAACAAAGCAACAAAGAAAUUUAUUGGCGUGGCGUGCGUAGAUCCUUAAUAGAAACCUCUCACAGGGAGUAAAUUGUCCUAUUAUGUCUUUGAAACCUCUUUUAAAAUAUCCCUCAACAUCAAGAACUGUUAAUCAUCGAUAAUCAUUCUCUCUUGUCAUCUUGGGAACUAUCUAAUGCACAUCCACUAUCGUCCUCUAUAUCUCACAAGGCUUCCUUGAGUUCAGUAAUGUUAAGGCUCUAAGCUAACUUUUGAAGUUCACCCAGGUUGCAGUAUUGGAAGACAGUCAUGCAUACGAGAAAGCUUUGAAGCAGGCUGCCAACGUCAAAGGUAAAAGUCGUUAAACCUUUUCAGACUGAUCAGUCUUUUGAGUCCCCUUCUCCAUUCCCCACCACUCCCCCCCCCUCCUCCCCGCUACUAAAAUGUUAAAUAGCCUUCAAAACGGUGCAAGCUAUGACCGCCAAACUUAACUACUUCAUCCAAAAUUUAUCUGGGAAUAUUUUAAAGUCAUUGUGACGUGUACGUCAUCAUUGACAUUACCAUGGAAUCGAGUUUUGACAGCGAUACCGGUAUUUUUCAAAAUUCUGCUUUUGUUCUGCACUUAAAAGUUUUACCUCAGUCUAUUUCUUGUAUUACACUUAGUUUUGCAUUAUUUUAACAAAUUUAUUAUAACUAUUAAUGUAAUCCAGGGUUUUUAAUGAUCGGAUUUGAAAAAAAAAAAAGAAAACGUGAAUUCUAAAGACCAAAUUCCAGAUGCUAAGUUCACUGAAUUCUCAACAUUGUUCAAGAAAUUUUAUGACUUACAGAUUUUUUGCUUCCUAAGCAUCUUUUUAUACACAGAUCGGAGUUUCUUCUACCGCUAUCUCGAUUCAUACGAGUUUUAAGUAAAACUGAACAAAUUUAAUUGAUUCAAAAUGUCGGGAAUCCAAGGGAUGGAUGGUUCCAGUCCUUUUUUUUAAACAAUAAAUGACGUCAUCAUGACAUCACUACUAUUGUUAAGAUUGUAGAUCAGUGUUAACUAACUUUUCGAUCUUAUGAAACAUCUUACUACUUAAGUAUUUUUCGCUUUAUGGCUACUUCGAGGAAAAAUUGAAUCCUGGCAAUAAAUUCAAAAAUAUGACAACAUAAUGACGACAAAUUUAGUCGUUGCGUCAAUCAAGCUUUGCCUAGACUUUGGAAAUAAUGAGUAAGUUAUUCAGCGGAAAUUUUGGUGGCCGUAGAAUGAGCGGUUUGAAGUUAUAGGCGGGGGACAUCAGAAGCUCCCCGGGGGUCGCAGGUAGCAAAAAAAGCCCAGUCUGAAUAGGUUCGGUAGAGACGUUGUUAUACGUAUCCGUGCAUUGAUAAAAAAAAUAAAUAAAUAAUUUACUUCAAAAUGAGAAAUAAACAACACUUGUAGAUUAUUACGUUUAUCGUCAGAUGAUCAAAUCGUACUCUUUAAAAAUGGCCAGUUAAGAAUAUUGGAAAAAAAUUCUAAAAACAUUUUUGCAAGAUCCUAAGACAUCUAUAAUUCUACGCAAAAGUUCUGCCCCUCGCAGGUUUCAUUAGAUGGUAGAAGCCAAGGAUAUUGUCGCCGAAACUGGGAUAAAAACAUCUACCAUAUUAGACUAGAUGCAAAUUAAAGGGAGUAAUCUACUGGGCUACCAGACAAAAGUCCUCCAGGUUGCUUAAAUCGCCUGACCAAGUAAACGGAACUUAAAUUAAAUUCAAGAAGAGCGUCAACUACCAAUACGCCCUUUGCAGCUAGCCAUUCACGUGGUACAAAACCGUCAUGCUGGAAAGCAAAAGCCUUCCUUACUAGGACAAGACAAGCAAAGGAAAUUACCAAUUAGAAUUAUGCAUGCCUUUUGUUUGUCUUGUCCCAGUGCGACUUUUGCUCUCCAACACGGCGGUUUUGUACCACGUGAAUGGCUACCUGCAAAGGGCCUAUUGUUGAUCUUCUGCAGAGCGCCAUCUUCGCUUCGCUACACUCGCACCAUAGCUAAUCGUAUUUAAUCGAAAGAGCGGAUUUCAGCGUAGAGGGAUUAACAGCACAUUUCUGGUAUUUAAUUUAAUUGGAAUGCAACCUGACUCAUGAACGCUUAGUUAUUUCCUAUGCUGCAGAUUAUACCAGCUUUAACGAAAUGUACGAUGUACUCGUGGUAAAAGAAGAGGUAGAGGGAAUCUUGGCGGACAUCUACACAGCUUCUUACUAUAUGGACAAAGUGGGAGACUCUCGGUUAGCAGUCACCAUGUUUUUUACUUCUCAGCGCUCAAUCGGAUUUGCCUUUGGAAGACCAGAUUUUGAGUUCCUUUCUGAUUGUCUUAGGGAUUUGUUUAAAUAUCGACAGCGAGACAUCAAAAAAAUUAUCCUUCGACACACGCAAGCAUUACAUGUAAGUCAUGUGUAAUUAACAUCGACUCAAAUCAGUGGGCUAGUAUAUAUGGUAUCUAUAAGCGAGGAGGAGUUAUUUCGUCAACUAUGCUACUUGAUAGAGCUUUAAAAGCUAGAACAAAGAGCAAUUUCCCGCCUUUGGUGAUGCGUGAUUUGAAAUGUCAUGGAAAAAUUUGUCGACUAGAAUCUUGAUAAGAUCAAAGAGUUUAGGCAUUCACAUAUUCAGGUUCAGUCUUUGCGCCUGAAGUCAGAUAAGGCUUUCGAAAUCAAUGGAUAUCAAUUUGCACGUGUUUUGAUUGGCUCCCGCAACGUUAGUAGGAAAAAUAUGUUAUACAAGCGAUGAUUUGAUUUGGAUGGCUUGACGUCAUGCCACCUAUUACGUCAUAUCUCGUAGCCAUAGAAACAGGCUGUUGGGCUCCUGUACUCUGUGAAUAAACUUUGCCAAAAUGCGUUUAAGGAAGUAAUAAUAACCUUUUGGACCGCCGGACUGGGUGGUAUUCACUCCCCUUAUCUGCUAAACUGGCAUAUUUUUGUGUUGGUCAAGUUCAAGGCAAAUAGUGGCAAAAUAGAACGGCUUGAGUCAGCCUGAGUGGAAAGAAAAGACUGAGGAGACACACCAACAUACUGCAUUGACGGAUUUGUCCAAAAUACGCGGUUUCGAAGCUUUGAGACUUACGAGCAGUGAUUAGGUUUAAGAGAAAGAAAUUAAACAUUGCUUUUGUUUUCAUCUCAACCUCCCUUUAGACCGAAACCAGGAGCCGUCAAAUAUCAGAUGAAGACGAAGACAGUGUCGCGACUUUACUGGAUGGAAACUCGCCUGGAUUUUGGACUGUAUUUCACGCAAUGUUGACAACCUUUGUCACGUUGUUAAUAGCGGGUUUCCUUUACGAGUCGUGUGCUGCAAAGUGUAGGAAAAAGAGGCUAACAAGUAAG
Porites lobata is the source of this 8233-nucleotide messenger RNA. The record is from the annotation of a GenBank genome assembly. Lineage: Eukaryota; Metazoa; Cnidaria; Anthozoa; Scleractinia; Poritidae.